Aspergillus pseudoviridinutans is the source of this 2343-nucleotide messenger RNA. Its product is annotated as putative actin binding protein. Gene Ontology annotation, biological process: regulation of actin filament polymerization. The record is from RefSeq and is a predicted model, not a curated record. The transcript is spliced from 4 exons. The coding region runs from base 1 to 2343 and encodes 780 amino acids. NCBI's taxonomy places the organism in Eukaryota, Fungi, Ascomycota, Eurotiomycetes, Eurotiales, Aspergillaceae. Gene Ontology annotation, molecular function: actin filament binding. Gene Ontology annotation, cellular component: plasma membrane; site of polarized growth; actin filament.
AUGGCAUCUCUGAAUCUCUCAUCGAACGGGCCAUCAAUCACCAAGAGUUAUCAGUCCGUAAUCGAUUGUUCGCUACCUACCGGCAGCGCUACAUAUGGACAAUGGGCGGUAUUCUCUGUCUCAACGCCUUUGGUCAAUGCCUUCCAGAGGAAUUCAGAUAGCAAGGAAAGUGUCUUGAAGGUCCAGAAUACCGGGGCUGGUGAGCUUGAGGAUCUCAUUGACGAGUUCUCGGAAGGAAAGAUCCAGUUCGCUUUCGUCAAAGUCACUGAUCCGAACACUGGUCUCCCGAAGAAUGUCCUCAUCGGAUGGUGUGGGGAGGGUGUCCCAGAACGAACGAAAGGAUACUUUACAAGCCACCUGUCUGCUGUAUCAAAGUUUUUAUCCAACUAUCAUGUCCAAAUCACUGCACGCUCCGAGGGAGAUUUGACACCCGAGGGAAUAAUACAGAAGGUCGGAGAUGCUUCUGGUGCGAAAUACACACCAGAACGAGCUUCGCCAGUCACUGCUGUGCCCAAAACGCCUUCAGUUGCAAGCAAACCAGCAUUUACCCCCACCAGAACUGGUGCGGUAGACUCGAAGACCGUGUCAAAUGUUUCCGCUAGGGUGCUUCCAAGAAUGAGCGGCGACGAUAAUGGCUGGGGUCCAGAUGCGCCCCCGGUUACCAGGACAGAACUUGAAAAGGUUCAGUCCGCGUACAAGCCAACUAAGGUUGACAUAGAGGCAAUCAAAUCUCAGAACCAGCCCAGAACAUCCCAUUAUCAUGAGCUUCCCGGCACAGAGAACAAUGAUGUUGUUAAGGGUGGCUAUCAGCCGAUAGGCAAAGUGGAUAUCGCUGCAAUCAGGAAACAAGCACGGGAAGCAGGAGGAUUUAAAGAAGACCGACCCGAGCCUGUGAAAGGCGCAUAUGAGCCGGUUGGUAAGGUCGAUAUUGCUGCUAUCCGUUCUAAGGCGCAGAAGCAACCUGAAUCAUCAGUUGACCAGUCCGUCUCAAGCAACCCUGUUGAAUCGCGUAAUGAAAGGAUCAAAUCUUUGGAUUCUCCAAGACUAGCCGAUCAGCCUGAGCGUCUGACGACUUUACCUAAGCCGAAGGUUGCGAACAAAAUCGGGCUAAGCUCAACUUUUACAGGCACAAAGGCACCCUUGCCCAGUGGCUUCGUUUCAAGCCCGGUCCCUGCUGCCACACAGGUUGGCAUUGCAAGCAGAACGUUUGCAGACGAAGGAGGAAAGACUCCUGCGCAGCAGUGGGCUGAAAGAAAAGCCCGAGAACGAGGGCAAGGUCCUGCCCCUAGCCCAUCAGCAGCAAGCGGUCAGGGCAGCAUCAACGGAGAAUGGAAAAGUUCGUACAAUGGCAAGACAUGGGCUCCCGUUCAGACUACGCCUACGGGCAACUCUGUGGACCGUGGUGUCUCCCAGCAAGGGCAGGGGUUGACGACUGGGCUGGAAACGUCACUGCCUGGCCAGCCAGACUCUGCCAGCCAGGAUCAGAAAUCAAGUGGUGCUGGCAUGACUCCCUCUCCCGAUGAAGAACCAGUAGGCAUACCUGAUUCCGAAAAGGGAUUACCUGCACCGUAUAAUUCACAUGGGAUGAACCCGGAGGAACCUUCGGACGUCGAAGCUCAUCGGCCUAUACCUAGCCCUCCUCAACAGCCUCGUUCCCCUACCCCUCCAACGCCGCUUCCCGUACGUGAGUCUUCUCCAAUUCGCGUUGCUGUGCCAGUUGGACGAGGAGAAGUUGCCGACGCUCACGAUGAACAAUACUCGCCACCUCCCGUCAUGCCGACACAAAGCCUCCGACAGGCGGUACCGGACAAUGAAGGGCUCGAGGAUACUGCGAUUGAUAUAGGUAGGGAAACGUCAAAAGCUACAGUCGUUGACCGUCCUCAAGACGAGGCGCCCCAGGCUAUUGUUCAGUAUGAUUAUGAGAAGGCAGAGGACAAUGAAAUAGACUUGAAGGAGGGAGAGUAUGUGUCUGGUAUAGAGAUGGUCGAUAAGGACUGGUGGCUCGGUUCUAAUGCGCGUGGCGAGCGGGGUCUCUUCCCCAGCAACUAUGUUGAGCUCGUCAAUGAAAACCAGCUAGAACAGCUCGCACCAGUUGCUGGAGCUGAAGAACCCCAGGAAAUUUCUCCAAUCGUUCCUGCCCACAGCCCUGGGGAAAGGAAAGAUAUCGCACAGCCGGUUGCAAUGGCACUGUAUGACUACGAGGCUGCGGAGGACAAUGAGCUCAGCUUCCCGGAGGGUGCUCACAUAGUCAACAUCGAAUUCCCGGAUGAUGAUUGGUGGUUCGGCGAGUACAAGGGCCAGAAGGGGCUCUUCCCUGCCAACUACGUACAACUCGAGGAGUAG